AUGAGACUCGCCCUGUUCUGGCUCGCAGUCUCUUCGCGAGCGCGCUACGACCCUGGCAAGCCCCAAGAGCAUGAUGGUCGCGUGCCAAGCCGCCGCCCGUCGGACCGAGAGGUGGCCGACUCUGGCGUUCGGCGUGAGGAGGCGGAGCGAAUGCCUUGGUUCCCGUCGCACUCGACAGUCUGCGACGGUCGACCUUGCGCGCCAGGAGAGGGCAACCUGCAGCACGUGCGGGAGGACACGCCACGCGGCUGGCGCUACAAGCAGUGGACGCAGCCAUAUAUCCACCGCGAGGCGUGGGUGCAAGCGCGGUCGCGCGAUGUGCCGCACUCGCCCGACGAAGUGGCGGUGUACGGAGACGCGGUCGCCCUCGCGAAGAGGACGGCACUCGACGGGCGUGUCGUCGUCACCAGCGGUGACUGGGACUACCGCGAGCUUGUGCUCAACUUUGUGCUGCACGCACACAAGCUGGCGUACCACAACACUCUGGUCCUCUCGAUGGAGGCCGAGCUGCACUCUGACCUCACCGCGCGCGCCAUCCCCUCGGCCGACCUGUCUCGCUCUCUGGCCGCGUGGAACGAGACGCCUGCCUUCCCUGACCUCACCUGA
Molecule: messenger RNA, 606 nt
Organism: Emiliania huxleyi CCMP1516
Lineage: Eukaryota; Haptophyta; Isochrysidales; Noelaerhabdaceae
Exons: 2
Coding region: 1-606 (201 amino acids)
Source: RefSeq, a predicted model, not a curated record